UUUUUAUGUCCUUUCUCUAUCAUUAUUCAUACCAUUUCGAUGCCCCUUUUCCUCCCUUUCUCCGCAUAACUUCACAUCUUAUAUAUACUCAGUGGGAUCGGUAAAGUUUUUGCUGUUACUUCUCGACGUUGAUCAAGAUUUUCUAUAGCCUAAAUUCAACAAUUCUACAACUCUUUCUUUUCCAAGCAGAAAGCAAUGUCUUUCAUUGGGACACAACAAAAAUGCAAGGCCUGUGAGAAGACAGUUUAUCCGGUGGAGCUUUUGUCUGCCGAUGGAGUUAGUUAUCACAAGUCUUGCUUCAAAUGCUCUCACUGCAAGGGAACCCUCAAGCUUGGUAGUUACUCAUCCAUGGAAGGUGUAUUGUACUGCAAGCCUCACUUUGAGCAGCUCUUCAAGGAGACAGGCAAUUUCAGCAAGAAUUUUCAGUCGCCUGCAAAGUUAGCUGAUAAGUUGACCCCAGAACUGACAAGGUCACCAAGCAAAGCGGCUGGUUUUUUUUCUGGGACGCAAGAUAAAUGUGCGACUUGCGGGAAAACUGCUUAUCCUUUGGAAAAGGUGACAGUGGAAAACCAAAGCUAUCACAAGUCUUGCUUCAAGUGUUCACAUGGUGGAUGUUCUCUAACUCCAUCAAAUUAUGCAGCCCUAGACGGCAUUUUAUACUGUAAACCACAUUUUUCCCAGCUCUUCAAAGAAAAAGGUAGCUAUAACCAUUUAGUAAAAUCUGCAUCAAUUAAACGUCCAACAGCCGCUGUUCCAGAUUCUUAAAACUCUGCCUUCAACUCAGCUCUCUCUCUCUGCAUGAUGGGGCUUGUUUGUGUGGGUGUGUUUUCCUUCCGAUUCUCUUUGAUCUCAACGUUUAAACUCAAAUUUACUAUUUCUUUUCAUGUCUUGUUUUCCCUGUGGGAGUGUAGACUUGUAAUGCCCUUUGGUCAAUUUAUGGGAUGAUCCUUAUUUCCAGUGGUGAAAUGACCACGGCCCAUGCACUUGUGAAUUUCAUCAUUAUUAGUGAUUCUUGUGGUUCUUUUCUUUUUUCA
Olea europaea var. sylvestris is the source of this 1034-nucleotide messenger RNA. RefSeq names its product LIM domain-containing protein WLIM2b-like. Lineage: Eukaryota; Viridiplantae; Streptophyta; Magnoliopsida; Lamiales; Oleaceae. Gene Ontology annotation, molecular function: actin filament binding. The transcript has 6 exons. The record is from RefSeq and is a predicted model, not a curated record. Gene Ontology annotation, cellular component: actin cytoskeleton; plasma membrane. The coding region runs from base 196 to 765 and encodes 189 amino acids. Gene Ontology annotation, biological process: actin filament bundle assembly.